AGUCAACGUCCCGCCGCGUAACUUCUCGCCCGAGUCACUCCACAAGCGCGGCCUCUGGCAGCCCGUCAUCCCCUUCACCGUUCCUUCAUGCUUCUUCAGGCCUGUGUUUUUUGCUGAGCGACCCAUCCCUCCUUCUCCCAUGCAGUGACAACAGAGAAUGGCGGCCAGCGUGUCUCCCAAAGACCGAAUCUGGUCUCGACGCGAGAUCGAAGGCCUCAUCGCCGAGGGUAGGAAGAUUAUAAUCCUAGACGGCCAGGUGAUCAAGGCCGAUUCAUGGAUACCUUAUCACCCGGGAGGCGACAAGGCGAUUUUACACAUGGUUGGAAGAGAUGGGACAGACGAGAUCCGAGCAUUACACUGUCCCGAGACACUGGAAUACAUGCAGAAAUAUGUGGUUGGAAGAAUCGAGGGGAGAUGGGUGAACUUUCUGCCCCCAAUUCAGGGCGGGCACUUCAGACCCUACAUUCCAGGCCAGGAAGAGGAUCGUGACGUGGACGUACCCUUGGACGACGCACAGAGCUCGUCGAGCAGUAGCAGCAGUACAGCACCUCCGUCCCCCGUCUUUGACCCGGCCGACCUUUCUUCAACCAGACACCGGUCAGGAACGUCGUCAGUUUCGUCCCUUUCGGAACACGAGCACGAGCCGGAAACGCAAGAUGCCAAAGCAGCCGAUCCGAUUGAGACCAAAUUGAACGCCGAAAAAUCGUCCGACCUCCUGAAAUAUCCACCUCUGAACCUGCAUUCGCAAGACCGAAUUGUCACCAAGUAUCGCGAACUGGACGCGCGGAUUUGUGCCGCAGGACUCUACGAUUGUCCAUACGGAGCCUACGGGAUCGAAUGCUGCCGAUAUACACUGUUGUUUAUCGGGUUUCUGGUUUGCCUGCAUUACUCACAUUAUGCGCUUUCGGGACUAUUUCUGGGCAUGUUUUGGCAUCAGCUUGUCUUUACCGCGCACGACUCAGGACACAUGGGCGUGACGCACAAUUUUCACGUCGAUACAGUCAUCGGCAUCAUUAUCGCCGACUACCUGGGAGGACUGUCAUUGGGCUGGUGGAAACGGAACCAUAACGUGCACCAUAUCGUGACCAACUCUCCCGAGCACGACCCUGACAUAGAACAUAUUCCGUUCUUCGCGAUUUCGCCGCGCUUCUUCAGCUCGCUCCGGUCCACCUACUACGAUCGAGUGAUGCAUUUCGACGCGGUGGCCAAAUGGGCCGUCUCGAAGCAGCAUUGGCUGUAUUAUCCGAUUUUGACCUUCGGCAGGUUCAACCUGUAUCGGCUGUCGUGGGAAUAUUUAUUCCUGGGACAAGCUCCGAAAAAGGGUCCAGCCUGGUGGCAUCGGUGGUUUGAGAUCCUAGGACAAGUGUUUUUCUGGACUUGGUUUGGUUACGGGGUUGUCUAUAAAUCGAUUCCGACGGCAUGGGACCGGUUUGUGUUUGUCAUGAUCUCACACAUGGUCACGGCACCUCUGCAUGUGCAAAUCACCUUGUCGCACUUCGCCAUGUCGACGACCGAUAUGGGCGUCCACGAGUCGUUCGCCCAGAAGAUGCUGCGUACAACCAUGGACGUCGACUGUCCGACCUGGUUGGACUUUUUCCAUGGUGGCCUGCAGUUCCAGGCUGUUCAUCAUUUGUUCCCGCGCAUCCCUAGACACAAUCUCCGCAAGGCCCAGAAAUACGUCAAGGAGUUUUGCAAAGAGACGGGCAUUCCUUAUGCCAUUUAUGGCUUUGGCCAGGGGAAUAAAGAGGUCAUUGGCCGGCUGGGUGAAGUGGCCAAGCAGGUCAAGGUGUUUGAGGAGUGUAGAAAGGCUUGCGCGAGGGAAAUGAUCGAGGGUCAUGCUCAUGGUCACGGUCAUGCUCAUGCUGAGUGAAUAAGUCAAUUGAGCUGAGCUGUGUGGCUUGACUUGGCUGGCUUGUUUCUCGUCCUCUCAAAUGCCGAUGAAGGAGAGAAUGCCAUGCCACUGGGGGCGUUGGUUGGAUCUAGAAUUUGAUUUGAUAGAUGCCCAUGCACAUGCCUAUCCACCACUGCAUCUCCCGGCUGUCUGGCUUGGCUGUAUUAUGUGGUUUGAUUGGGAUUUGAGUGAACUGAAAUGAACGACUGACUAAUGACUACCUGCUGGUACCGGAGGACGAGAAAAGAAAGGAAUUGCUACGUUCGAUACCUUAUAGAAAGAACCAUGGUCAAAAAUGAUGUAUAUACAAUAUAACAAUAUAUCCAUGAAGGGUGUCUAUAUAUAUAUAUAUAUACAUUUAUUAUAUACACCCCGAACUGUCCUUCGUCCA
Exophiala dermatitidis NIH/UT8656 is the source of this 2282-nucleotide messenger RNA. RefSeq lists its product as uncharacterized. The transcript has a single exon. Gene Ontology annotation, molecular function: oxidoreductase activity, acting on paired donors, with oxidation of a pair of donors resulting in the reduction of molecular oxygen to two molecules of water. Lineage: Eukaryota; Fungi; Ascomycota; Eurotiomycetes; Chaetothyriales; Herpotrichiellaceae. Gene Ontology annotation, biological process: lipid metabolic process. The record is from RefSeq and is a predicted model, not a curated record. The coding region runs from base 158 to 1870 and encodes 570 amino acids. Gene Ontology annotation, cellular component: membrane.